Protopolystoma xenopodis is the source of this 345-nucleotide messenger RNA. NCBI's taxonomy places the organism in Eukaryota, Metazoa, Platyhelminthes, Monogenea, Polystomatidea, Polystomatidae. The record is from the annotation of a GenBank genome assembly.
UUGUCAGACUGGCCGGCUCACGAUGCAGAUUCUUCCUUCUCUUCUCUUACCUCUCUCAAUUUUCGUCGCAUAUGGUCUAAUGCGCGCCAGACAUUUUUACCAUCUCCCUCGAAUUCUCAAAGAUCUAUCGCUCAUUUAACAGUAUCGCCAUCGCUUGAAGAAACGGGUCAUCUUGUCAAUGGAUCGUCUUCACCUACUCUGCCAAAUGGUCCUUUGCCUGACCACUCUGGGAUUCAAAAUUUACCUGAAACAUGCGACUCAUCACCGAGCUUUGUCGUCGCUUUGCUUAGUCUUUCGGGUCUUGUAGAAGGAUGUCAAAAUUCCAUCGCUACUAAUCUGUAUUAG